Rattus norvegicus (Norway rat) is the source of this 631-nucleotide messenger RNA. It is a transcript of the gene Gchfr, whose product is annotated as GTP cyclohydrolase I feedback regulator. Gene Ontology annotation, cellular component: cytosol; nucleus; nuclear membrane. The transcript has 3 exons. The coding region runs from base 41 to 295 and encodes 84 amino acids. The record is from RefSeq and is marked validated. Lineage: Eukaryota; Metazoa; Chordata; Mammalia; Rodentia; Muridae.
UAACGGGGACUGUGGUCGCGGGCAGCCCCAGCCACUCACCAUGCCCUACCUGCUCAUCAGCACUCAGAUCCGUAUGGAAGUGGGUCCCACCAUGGUGGGUGAUGAGCACUCGGAUCCAGAGCUGAUGCAGCAGUUGGGGGCCUCCAAGAGACGAGUCCUGGGAAACAACUUUUAUGAAUACUACGUCAAUGACCCUCCUCGAAUAGUCCUGGACAAGCUGGAAUGCAGGGGCUUCCGAGUGUUAAGCAUGACAGGGGUGGGCCAGACGCUGGUGUGGUGUCUGCACAAGGAAUGACCUGCUUGAGCUGACUUGUGCGUAGGGUAUAUAUUCUUUGGAGGGAUCGCCAUGUGCCCUGUCCAUAAUCUUGCAUCACUGUCUCCCCUGUCGCUCUCUUUCCAAAUUGUCAACUUCCUUGCCCAACACUGAUGGGCUGUGAACAGCCUCAGGAACCUUGCUGCGGUUGGUUGGGUACAGCAGGCCCUGCCCCGGCUCCUUCAGCUUCCCCCAGCUGGACCUGGCCCUGCCUCUUGCUGUAGGCCAUGUGCAGAAGGCAAGCUACCCUGAGGAUGGUCCCUGGAUCCUACACAGCUAAUCCAAGCCAAUAAAGGGCUCUCACAAGUGUUGUUCCUC